AUGCGACGGCCUCCUCAAGUGCGGCCGCCUCUUCCAUGCGUCCGCCUCCUCAAGUGUGUCCACCUCAUCCAUGCGACGGCCUCCUCAAGUGCGGCCGCCUCUUCCAUGCGUCCGCCUCCUCAAGUGUGUCCACCUCAUCCAUGCGACGGCCUCCUCAAGUGCGGCCGCCUCUUCCAUGCGUCCGCCUCCUCAAGUGUGUCCACCUCAUCCAUGCGACGGCCUCCUCAAGUGCGGCCGCCUCUUCCAUGCGUCCGCCUCCUCAAGUGUGUCCACCUCAUCCAUGCGACGGCCUCCUCAAGUGCGGCCGCCUCUUCCAUGCGUCCGCCUCCUCAAGUGUGUCCACCUCAUCCAUGCGACGGCCUCCUCAAGUGCGGCCGCCUCUUCCAUGCGUCCGCCUCCUCAAGUGUGUCCACCUCAUCCAUGCGACGGCCUCCUCAAGUGCGGCCGCCUCUUCCAUGCGUCCGCCUCCUCAAGUGUGUCCACCUCAUCCAUGCGACGGCCUCCUCAAGUGCGGCCGCCUCUUCCAUGCGUCCGCCUCCUCAAGUGUGUCCACCUCAUCCAUGCGACGGCCUCCUCAAGUGCGGCCGCCUCUUCCAUGCGUCCGCCUCCUCAAGUGUGUCCACCUCAUCCAUGCGACGGCCUCCUCAAGUGCGGCCGCCUCUUCCAUGCGUCCGCCUCCUCAAGUGUGUCCACCUCAUCCAUGCGACGGCCUCCUCAAGUGCGGCCGCCUCUUCCAUGCGUCCGCCUCCUCAAGUGUGUCCACCUCAUCCAUGCGACGGCCUCCUCAAGUGCGGCCGCCUCUUCCAUGCGUCCGCCUCCUCAAGUGUGUCCACCUCAUCCAUGCGACGGCCUCCUCAAGUGCGGCCGCCUCUUCCAUGCGUCCGCCUCCUCAAGUGUGUCCACCUCAUCCAUGCGACGGCCUCCUCAAGUGCGGCCGCCUCUUCCAUGCGUCCGCCUCCUCAAGUGUGUCCACCUCAUCCAUGCGACGGCCUCCUCAAGUGCGGCCGCCUCUUCCAUGCGUCCGCCUCCUCAAGUGUGUCCACCUCAUCCAUGCGACGGCCUCCUCAAGUGCGGCCGCCUCUUCCAUGCGUCCGCCUCCUCAAGUGUGUCCACCUCAUCCAUGCGACGGCCUCCUCAAGUGCGGCCGCCUCUUCCAUGCGUCCGCCUCCUCAAGUGUGUCCACCUCAUCCAUGCGACGGCCUCCUCAAGUGCGGCCGCCUCUUCCAUGCGUCCGCCUCCUCAAGUGUGUCCACCUCAUCCAUGCGACGGCCUCCUCAAGUGCGGCCGCCUCUUCCAUGCGUCCGCCUCCUCAAGUGUGUCCACCUCAUCCAUGCGACGGCCUCCUCAAGUGCGGCCGCCUCUUCCAUGCGUCCGCCUCCUCAAGUGUGUCCACCUCAUCCAUGCGACGGCCUCCUCAAGUGCGGCCGCCUCUUCCAUGCGUCCGCCUCCUCAAGUGUGUCCACCUCAUCCAUGCGACGGCCUCCUCAAGUGCGGCCGCCUCUUCCAUGCGUCCGCCUCCUCAAGUGUGUCCACCUCAUCCAUGCGACGGCCUCCUCAAGUGCGGCCGCCUCUUCCAUGCGUCCGCCUCCUCAAGUGUGUCCACCUCAUCCAUGCGACGGCCUCCUCAAGUGCGGCCGCCUCUUCCAUGCGUCCGCCUCCUCAAGUGUGUCCACCUCAUCCAUGCGACGGCCUCCUCAAGUGCGGCCGCCUCUUCCAUGCGUCCGCCUCCUCAAGUGUGUCCACCUCAUCCAUGCGACGGCCUCCUCAAGUGCGGCCGCCUCUUCCAUGCGUCCGCCUCCUCAAGUGUGUCCACCUCAUCCAUGCGACCGCCUCCUCAAGUGCGUCCGCCUCUUCCAUGCGUCCACCUCCUCAAGUGCGUCUGCCUCCUCAAGUGUGUCCGCCUCCUCCAUUUGUCCACCUCCUUAA
Molecule: messenger RNA, 1926 nt
Organism: Ipomoea triloba (trilobed morning glory)
Lineage: Eukaryota; Viridiplantae; Streptophyta; Magnoliopsida; Solanales; Convolvulaceae
Exons: 1
Coding region: 1-1926 (641 amino acids)
Source: RefSeq, a predicted model, not a curated record